CAAGAGAAGGGAGCCAUUCGGUUCAAGGAGGGCGUUGAGCCGGUCCAGGACGGAGGCGGGGCAGAGGUUCACGUUGGUGAGAAGGAGCCAGUGCCCGCGUUCGAGGGCUUCGACCAGAGGCCCGUCGACCC
This is a messenger RNA of Nannochloropsis gaditana CCMP526, 131 nucleotides long. RefSeq lists its product as uncharacterized. The record is from RefSeq and is a predicted model, not a curated record. The transcript has a single exon. The annotation marks the transcript as partial.